UUCUCUGUUAUUGUGGAUUACUGUGCUUCAAUUUGAUUUGCUAAUAAAUUUUUGAAUUGUUAAUUUUGAAAUGUUUAAUUUUUAGUCAUUAGCUGCAAAUUCAUAUGUCUGCACAUGCAUUACCGUACGGCACGCACUUUGAUGAUGUUAUGGUUAUCAUAGGCUUCGGAAAGGGGCAUUUACGACUUUUGUGCACUUGUGGGCUGCUGCUCAUGUUCACAAUUACCGAAACAAUGGGCAUGGCCAUUAUAGCACCAAAGAGCGCGUGCGAAUUCGCUAGUUCGGAACAAGCAAAAGCGGCUAUACAGGCGGCAGCAUAUAUCGGCAUGAUUCUCUCAUCCUACAUGUGGGGUUAUUUCUGCGACAAAAUCGGAAGGCGAACGGUGCUUUUGCGCAGUACGGCAAUGGCCAUCGUUUGCUCGUUUUCAUCCAUGUUAAUCACAAAUUUUUGGAUUUUUCUCACUCUCCGCUUUAUGACUGGCAUUUGUGUGGCUGGCCCUGGUUUCGCGGCACUUACAUAUCUCGGGGAAUUUUGUACACCGAAAAAUCGCGCUUCUAUCAUUAACUAUAUGUGCAUGUUUAACGGCAUCGCUAUGGUCUAUUGUCCAGGACUUUCCCAGCUAAUGGUGAAUUGGAAACUGUAUAUACCCAUAAUCGGUAAUUUGAUAAUACGCCCUUGGCGCAUACUUGGAUUGCUAUUCUCAGUUCCUGGAUGGAUUAGUUUCUUAUUACUAUUGCGACUACCAGAAAGUCCGAAAUUUCUGCUGUUGGUAAAUAAAAACGAAGAAUGCUCAGAAGUGUUAAAUUGGCUGUGUCUUCUUAACAAUGGAAAGACUUUAGAGGACUUUGGAAUUACUAAUAUGAGAGCAUUAUUAAAUUCUGGAGUGACCCCAGCACCAAAUGUGUUUCGAGCAAUGGCCCAGGAGGUUGUACCUUUAUUCCGACAUCCUUAUAUAAAAAGAUUCUUGAUCAGCUGCGUUGUUAUGUUCGGUUUGUUGCUUGUUGCCAAUGGGGUUGCAAUCUGGUUCACAGACAUAAGGAAUCAUACUCUCACAUUGGAACAAGAGAAUAAAAAUAAGAGCCACGAAAUGGAAUUUUCAAUUUGUGAGGCGAUACGCCAUAAUAAGAAAUUGGCCAAGGAGACAAUGUUGGUCGUUUCGAGAAAGCCCAUAUUUUGCAUAUCACUGACAAUAUCUGGAAUCUGCGGCAUUUGCCUCCCAUUUGUGACCAGUUCGCCUUUAAUACCUCUUACCUUUAUCCUCUAUCUUUCGAUACCGGCAGUAAUGACUAAUUUAAUGAACAGCGCGGUACUGGAAUUCAUACCUACUUACGUAAGAGGUAAAGCGGUUUGCAUUUGCUUGAUAUUUGGUCGCUUUGGCGCCGUUUUUGGUACAACAAUUAUGGCUCAAUUGAUUGAGAGUUUUUGUUUCGAAGCCUUCAUGCUGUUCUCGUGUUUUCCAUUCGUUUGUGCGAUAUGCGGAUACUUUUUGCCUUUGGAUGAACAUUUCUUUUAAAACUAUAUGAACAUAAAUAGUUGACAAUGCUGUAUUGCAAGCAAAAUAAAUAUUAUUCAAAUGGGAAUUGAAACUUUUGACUCAAACUAACAAUUGUCACCGAAGACCUGUUAAAUUUGUAUGUGUAGUUAUGGUAUUUAAGUAGUCAAGCUUGGUUUUCUUGAUUGCAGUUCAAAUUUUGUGUUACUCAUACGCCCCUCAUAACCCUACCCAUUUGAUGCUGAAUAAAACUGAGUAUUAUAACUAUUUA
Molecule: messenger RNA, 1764 nt
Organism: Bactrocera oleae (olive fruit fly)
Lineage: Eukaryota; Metazoa; Arthropoda; Insecta; Diptera; Tephritidae
Source: RefSeq, a predicted model, not a curated record